AUGGACUUGGAGGCGUUGCCGGAAGGCUGCAUAGCCGAAGUGAUCGGGAUGACGACUCCUGCGGAUGCAUGCAGGCUGUCGUUGAUUUCAAGACACUUCAAGUCGGCGGCGGACUCUGACACCGUUUGGGACAAGUUCCUUCCGGCUGAGACCAAUGAGAUCCUACUCCACUUUGAAUCUGCAACCGAUGCCAAAUCCAAGAAGGAGCUUUACUUGACUCUCUCUGAUAAUCCCAUCCUCAUCGACAGGAACAUGAUGGCGAAGCUUCGUGCUGUGAUUUGGCUUGAAAUCCGUGGGAGAAUCGAAACGCGCAUGCUAUCCCCAGCCACGACAUAUAAAGCUUAUCUGGUGUACCAGUUGAAGAAAUACAGUUGUGGAUUCCACUGGCCUGCUGUGGUCACAGUUGGUUUAAGAGCUCACGGGUUUGAUUAUGAACGCCCUGAUUUGAUGGAAAUAACUGCAGGAAUUAAGCAGAAUGUGUAUCUGCUGCCCCGAAGAGCAAUACAAAGGGACCUAGAUCGCAAUGGAUCCAAAUUUCCAAAUGAAGGGAGGGAGGAUGGGUGGCUGGAGAUGGAGCUGGGUGAGUUUCGCUGUCAGGGAGACGAAGACGGCGAGUUGGAAAUGAUUUUUUGUGACAUUAAGACUGGUGCGAGUAAGCAUGGUCUCCAUGUUCAAGGGAUUGAACAUGAUUGUGUUUUUGAAGAAUAA
Fragaria vesca subsp. vesca is the source of this 708-nucleotide messenger RNA. RefSeq names its product F-box protein At2g02240-like. The record is from RefSeq and is a predicted model, not a curated record. Lineage: Eukaryota; Viridiplantae; Streptophyta; Magnoliopsida; Rosales; Rosaceae. The transcript is spliced from 2 exons. Bases 1 to 708 code for a protein of 235 amino acids.